CAGGCAAAUGGCAUUUACCGGCUCAGAGCAGGCGGAGACACAGGGGGAGGCAGGCAAGCUGUGAAGCAGGGAAGCAAGUUGGGAGGCACCUCGACCGCAUCUGUCGCUUCACCGUACACCUCGACGACACCUGAGGACUGGACUCAUUAUUUUGACACUUAAUCCCGACGGGAAAUCAAUGAAGGAGAGACGCUCGUGUCAGAAAUCAUCUCUGAAAUCCGGCAUGGAUCCCAGUCAGAGUGUGAAGUGUAAGAUAGUGGUGGUGGGGGACAGCCAGUGCGGUAAGACCGCCCUGCUUCACGUGUUCGCCAAGGACUGUUUCCCUGAGAGCUACGUCCCCACCGUGUUCGAGAACUACACAGCCAGUUUUGAAAUCGACACUCAGAGGAUUGAGCUCAGUUUGUGGGACACCUCAGGAUCUCCGUACUACGACAAUGUAAGGCCCCUCUCCUAUCCAGACUCCGACGCCGUCCUCAUCUGUUUCGACAUCAGCCGCCCUGAAACACUCGACAGCGUGCUGAAAAAGUGGAAAGGGGAGAUCCAGGAGUUCUGUCCCAACACUAAGAUGCUGUUGGUUGGAUGUAAGUCAGACCUGCGCACUGACCUGAGCACACUGGUGGAGCUCUCCAACCACAGACAGACACCAGUCUCCUAUGACCAGGGCUCCAGCAUGGCGAAGCAGAUCUCGGCGCCCUACAUCGAGUGCUCAGCCCAGCAGUCGGAGAACAGCGUCAGAGACAUUUUCCACGUGGCGACGCUGGCAUGCAUCAACAAGAACAACAAAAACGUCAAGCGCAGCAAGGCGGCCCGUGGGAACAAGAGGAUUUCGCACAUGCCCGGAAGGCCCGACCUGGCGGCGGUGGCCUCGGACCUGCGGAAGGACAAAGCCAAAAGUUGCUCAGUCAUGUGACUGAUCAGACUGAGGAGGAUUAGACUGAGAACAAGGACAGAGCACAGUGCAAGCAGGAAGCUACGGGGCAGCGCUCUUUCCUGCAUGUUAAAGACCCCUUAUUUGUCUGGAGAGGGGUUUUAUAAGCUUCAAUUGAUGUACAUGUUACUGGAAUACUCUGCACCAAUGAAAACUCAAUGCGUAGUAGCGUCCCAACCCACGUGGCCCCCCGCCCCACCAGACGAGGAAGCUAUCCGUCAGCGAGCUACCUGCUCGGGGAAGUGACCCCGCUUCCUCCGGGAUGACGGAGCGGACGCGGUCGAGGCUUUCCACGGCAACAGGAAAUGAGCGGGAGGAGUGAUGUCAUUAAGGAGAUGCUCAUUCGUAAAAAAGGAAGGGUGUGAGAACAUGUGAUCUUCUGAAUGGGAGCCAAAGCCGGUGAUGGGGGGUUAGCUGCCUGCGGGGGGAAAAAAAAAAAAAAAGAAAGAGAGAGAGGAGCUGCUGUUGUUUGUGCUGGAUCAAAGACAUUUUGCUCGGAGGGUUAUACAACAACUCGUCAUGGUAGUUGAACUGAUUCACUCUCACCCCGUGCUCCUGUAACUGUUAGUGUGUGUGCAGAGGAGCUUAGAGGAGGAAUUUCUUAGUCCUGCGUGAAGGAAAACUGACGCUGUUUGUCCCCCGCCCCCCCCCCUUGUCUCUGAUAUGUUGUCGGUAUAAUGUGAAGUCGUUGGUGUGUAACUGCAUCAUUUCAUUUUUAGCUUCGUCCCAAUGAGUUUCCACCAUGAUCCCCGAGGAGCCCAGCGACUCCUCCGGUCACGCCCGAGCCGUUGGAGUUUCUAACUGCACCGUUUGUACCGGUCGGACAGCCCGUUUUUAUUUCCCCGCAACAGCUAUAGAUACAUGAUGACUCUCUGAAGACGCAUCAUGCUAACUGCUCUCCGCACAGACGGUUCAUGGAGUCAUGAAUAAAAUGACUCAAAGCUGAUUUCAGCCUGUUGGAUUUGGCCAGCAGUUCCUUCAAUCUGUGCGCCAAACAAAUGCGAUUUGGCCUUUUUUCAGAAAUAAUUCGCACAACACAUUUUAAAAACCCUUAAUGGACUUUUAAUGGGCCCGAAAGCUUUAAUUGACCAACAUUUGACAAAUUCUGAGCAACUGUGUAAAAUGUCCAAACAAGGCUGACAGCCAGUUCUGAGCUAUGAAUCAUUUUUCCACUGCACUUCAGGGAGGGAGUGGAAAUGAGAACAACAAUUAAAGCUUGUUUAUUAGGCUCUGAAAACAUCAGAGCUUUCUGCUUUGCAUUUCCCUGAAGUGUUCAGACCCGGCUGUCUGGCAAAAAUGUUAACAAAUGCCCGGUCACACCAGUAUUUAAAAAUGGCAUACAUUUGCAAUAAAAUCAUUUCCUGUGAAUUUGUGCCAUUGACCGUCAGUUAACGGUCUCAGCAGUGGUGACUUUUGAGGGAACGGAUGAUUAGAAAGUCCGUAAUCGUGGAAUCUAUUAUAGUUAAUUAGCUGUGUUGCACCAUUCCUUUAAUACCAAGUAUUUAGUAUUAACUCCAAAACUGUUUGCAGACAGAAGUUGAUGGUAUAAAGACAUCUUUUAAAUAAACCAUGUGAACUUUGUGUCCUGUUUGCAACCAAGCUAAUGAGCGUGCUAAUUAUCAGCCACUCAGCAGUUACCACAUUCUGUGUGACCGGGCCUUUUUCUUAAAAUUGGAUCAUGUUAUUCCCUCCACGGUCUGUGGGUCUCAUUUAAAAUGUGUGAUGAUGUAACAAAAACUGGGCGUCAGUGUGAAAAGAGACUUUUCCAAAGUGUUUUUUUAAAAGUUGUGGGUUUUUUUCUCUCUAACAACAGUGCAAUUAAUGAGCUGUUCAAAUAUCAAAAGGUAUUGAUGCACUUUUAAUCUAACUUUCCAACUUCCCAAUUAGCUCGCUCGAAAUGCCAGCGCUGUCACAUUAGGCGGCUCAGUGGCCCCAACUCUUAUCUUCACUCUUCUAAUCUGUCGUCUCUCCCCCAUGUACAUUAUCAUGUUUUUUCUUGAAUGUUGAUGUCACCUUCAGAUGUCUUUGCCGAUGUUGUUGCCGCAAUAUUUAUUGAAUUAUAUAUUUUCCCUUUAGAAUAAAUGCAAAUGGAAUUGAA
Molecule: messenger RNA, 3026 nt
Organism: Acanthopagrus latus (yellowfin seabream)
Lineage: Eukaryota; Metazoa; Chordata; Actinopteri; Spariformes; Sparidae
Gene: rnd3a
Product: Rho family GTPase 3a
Exons: 5
Coding region: 179-910 (243 amino acids)
Biological process (GO): small GTPase-mediated signal transduction
Molecular function (GO): GTP binding; GTPase activity
Source: RefSeq, a predicted model, not a curated record